This is a messenger RNA of Morus notabilis, 2314 nucleotides long. RefSeq names its product F-box/kelch-repeat protein At5g15710. Gene Ontology annotation, molecular function: protein binding. The record is from RefSeq and is a predicted model, not a curated record. The transcript has a single exon. NCBI's taxonomy places the organism in Eukaryota, Viridiplantae, Streptophyta, Magnoliopsida, Rosales, Moraceae. The coding region runs from base 467 to 1783 and encodes 438 amino acids.
ACCACAAGAGAGAGAGACUUGAAGUUAGGUUUUUGUUUUUCAUCUCUCCUUUCUAUGGCGGAAAUUUUUACUUCUCUAGAGCUCUGACAAGCUUCUUCCUUCUUUCACCUAGCGAAUUUCAGAAUGUUCUUCGAUUCAAAACCCUAACUUUCUCAAUCCACCAAAGUUUCAGGUGCGUAACUUCUUUCUGGUUUUCGGUUUUGAAAGCAAAACAAAAAAAUUGUUCUUUUGCUAUGUUUCGACGUAAUUUUCGAGGUUGUUGAACUCGGAUCUGCGAAAAGAUUUAGGGUUCGUCGUCCGAACAGGAUUCUGAUUCUGAUAGAGUUUGUGUUUCUGGAAAUUUUUUUUUUCUUCUCGGUACUGCAAAUUGUUGUUCGGACAAAACAUUUCUGAUCUUUGAGCUAGGAAUCGGUUCUUAGUUCAAAGAUGGUAAUUGGAUUGUUAAGGAUUUAAGAAAUUGGUUACCAUGGGUGAUGUUGGGGAGUCUUCUGAAUCUAGUUAUGGAGUGUCUAGCACUCCAAAUUCAACGAGAAGUGUUUUUUCUCGUGAAGAGGGAUGUCCGAAGCAAGUUUCCCCUGUUAGAGGUGGGGGUUCGAGGAAUACGAGUCCAUUAGGCCAUGUUGGAUCGAGAAACACAAGUCCCUCGAUGCAAAAGACGAUUAAGACCAAGCCUCGAGGAUUAGAUGAGGAAACGGUUGCCACAUUUGGUAAAGCUGUUCAUCCGGAUGUUCAAAUGGAAGAUAAUAUCUGGGCAAUGUUGCCCGAGGACUUGUUAAACGAGAUCUUGGCAAGGGUUCCUCCGUUUAUGAUUUUUCGCCUCCGUUGUGUUUGUAGACAGUGGAAUUCAAUUCUUCAAGAUAGUAGUUUCCUUAAGUUCCAUUCGCAAGUGCCGUCUCACGGUCCUUGUCUCCUCACGUUUUGGAAGAAUUCACAGACUCCUCAAUGCUCGGUGUUCAGCUUGCCGUUGAAGACGUGGUAUAGGAUUCCAUUCACGUUUUUGCCUCAAUGGGCAUUCUGGUUGGUUGGUUCUUCUUGUGGGCUAGUUUGCUUUUCCGGACUCGAUGGGCUAACUUUCAAAACGUUAGUUUGUAAUCCACUCACUCAAACUUGGAGGACGCUUCCAAAUAUGCAUUAUAAUCAGCAGAGGCAGCUGAUCAUGGUUGUUGAUAAGAAGGAACGGUCUUUUAAAGUGAUAGCCACUAGUGAUAUUUAUGGUGACAGGUCAUUGCCCACUGAAGUAUAUGAUUCAAAGCUGAAUAGCUGGUCACUUCACCAGAUAAUGCCGGCAGUUAAUCUAUGCUCGUCAAAGAUGGCAUAUUGUGACUCCAGAUUGUAUCUAGAAACUCUUUCGCCCCUUGGCUUGAUGAUGUAUCGGCUGGAUACAGGGCACUGGGAGCAUAUCCCCGCUAAAUUCCCACGGUCUCUAUUGGAUGGUUAUUUGGUUGCGGGCACACAGAAGCGUCUAUUUCUAGUUGGAAGGAUUGGCCUUUACAGUACUCUUCAGAGUAUGAGAAUUUGGGAGUUGGAUCAUGCAAAAAUUAUGUGGGUGGAGAUUAGUAGGAUGCCGCCAAAAUAUUUUCGAGCAUUGCUAAGAUUAUCAGCUGAGAGGUUUGAGUGCUUUGGACAGGAUAACUUGAUCUGCUUUACAUCUUGGAACCAAGGGAAGGGGCUACUAUAUGAUGUGGAUAAAAAAGUCUGGUCCUGGAUUGCUGGAUGUGCUCUUCAGUCAUACAACAGCCAGGUUUGUUUUUAUGAGCCCAGAUUUGAUGCUUCCAUCUUUUGAGUAGAAAAUUUUGUUUUGCGGCUUCAAGUACUAUUUAUUAGUAAGAGAACUAUGAGGGGAUAUCCAUAAAAGAAAAAGGGAGGGGAUAUCGUUUUUCACCUGGCAUCUUCUUUUCCUCAAUCCUUCCUGCCCACUUCUACAUAUUGACAUGUAAGAUUAAUCCAUACUGAAUUUGUUGUUUAACAAUUCAAUAUCCUUUCCAUCGUGAAUCUGCUAUAUGGCUGCAUCCGAGAGACAUUUUUGCCAGCGGGAUUUUGUACAAAUGAAAUUGGUGAAUCAACUCUUAACAGCGCUUCUUGGUGGAAAAAGAUUGGUUGAGUUUGUAGUUUGAGACUGGGGAUGGUCUUGUUUGAGAAUGUAGGUGGGCUGGGGUAUCUCUGUAAGAACUGAAAGAAAGCUCCUCUUUUUCUUUUCUUUUUUGUUUUCUUUUUUGCUUUCUUUUUUGUUUUUUUGUUUUUGUUUGUGUUUGUACAUUAUUCAAAAACAUUUGCACAUGAAUUUGUGAAUCAUAGAUAUAGAGUUUUGUUAUCA